AUGGUAUGGGGGAUCCAAGUCCUGGUGCCGGAGGUGUACGAGAGAGACUGUUGUUGUGAGACAGGGUUCCCUGUUGGUUGUGUUGCAACGAUUUGUAGAGUUGCAGUUACGAUUGCAACUAGUGGGAUUAGGUUGGUUGCAGGGCGCCAUAAACUGGCUGCGGGGAUUAUCGUCAUCACUACUGUGGAGCUCAGUGGCGAUUGUGAAACUGGAUCUUUCAAUUAUUACGGAGAUCGUGACUAUCGUUUGACGUGCACGUGGGACGCUCUGAAUGGUCCCAUGCUCGUCAGGAUGUCAUCCCUUAGUGAAGAGAUUAUAGCGCGGCUCUGCACCAUAACUGUCACGCCUAUGUCUUUCGUGUUGGCGAAAGCCCAACCUUGGCUUCAGACUUGGUCCGAUAGAGUUCAGUUCAGGCAAAGCUCGGUACUAGUUUUGACUUCUCUUUUUGACGUUCCCUCUGAGGGAUAUGUUAACACCGACAUAAUAGGGUUGCGAUGUAUAGGGUUAGAGGGAAGGAGAUUUUUAGGAUAA
This is a messenger RNA of Lactuca saligna, 531 nucleotides long. The record is from the annotation of a GenBank genome assembly. Lineage: Eukaryota; Viridiplantae; Streptophyta; Magnoliopsida; Asterales; Asteraceae.